GCGCUUCCGGGACGGGCUCCGGGCCGCCGGAAUUGCGUGGCCGCCAGGGCCAUGGCGGCGCUCGCCGGCCUCUGUCUGCUGCUCCAGGCAGCGUCCUGGCCGCUGAUCUCGGCCUCGGGCGAGGAGUUCUGGCCCGGCCAGUCGGCCGCCGACAUCCUGUCGGGAGUGGCGUCCCGCAGACGGUACCUCCUGUACGACGUCAACCCCCCAGAAGGCUUCAACCUCCGCAGGGAUGUCUAUAUCCGUGUGGCCUCCCUGCUGAAGACCCUGCUGAAGACCGAGGAGUGGGUGCUCGUCCUGCCCCCGUGGGGCCGCCUCUAUCACUGGCAGAGUCCCGACAUCCACCAGGUCCGGAUCCCGUGGUCUGAGUUUUUCGAUCUUCCGAGUCUCAACAAGAACAUCCCUGUCAUUGAGUAUGAGCAGUUCAUUGCAGAGUCUGGAGGGCCCUUCAUCGACCAGGUGUACGUCCUGCAGGGUUAUGCAGAAGGCUGGAAGGAGGGCACCUGGGAAGAGAAGGUGGACGCACGGCCCUGCAUUGACCCACUGCUCUACUCCCAGGACAAGCAUGAGUACUACAGGGGCUGGUUCUGGGGCUACGAAGAAACCCGGGGCUUGAACGUCUCCUGCCUCUCCGUGCAAGGCUCAGCCUCUGUGGUGGCCCCUGUGCUGCUGAAGAACACGUCGGCCCGGUCUGUGAUGUUGGACAGAGCUGAAAACCUGCUUCACGACCACUAUGGAGGAAAAGAAUACUGGGAUACCCGGCGGAGUAUGGUGUUUGCCAAGCACCUGCGGGUGGCGGGAGACGAGUUUCGGAGCAAGUUCCUCAACUCCAGUGACGCUGUGGACGGUGCCCCCAUGGAAGAGGACUGGACAAAGCUGAAGGUCAAGCUGGGCUCCUCACUCGGAGGUCCAUACCUCGCCGUCCACCUGCGGAGGAAGGACUUUAUCUGGGGCCACAGGGACGACGUGCCCAGCCUGGAGGGUGCUGCCAGGAAGAUCCGUAGCCUCAUGACGGUGCACCAGCUGCCCAGGGUGUUCGUGGCCACAGAUGCCAUCAGGAAGGAACAGGAAGACCUGAAGAGGCUGCUGCCUGAGAUGGUGAGGUUUGAACCCACCUGGGAGGAGCUGGAGCUGUACAAGGAUGGCGGCGUCGCCAUCAUCGAUCAGUGGAUUUGCGCACACGCCAGGUUUUUCAUCGGCACAUCGGUUUCCACAUUUUCUUUUCGGAUUCAUGAGGAAAGAGAAAUCUUGGGGUUUGAUCCCAAGACAACAUACAACCGGUUUUGUGGUGACCAGGAGAAAGCGUGUGAGCAGCCUACCCACUGGAAGAUCGCAUACUGAGGGCGCCCGUGUGCAUCAGCUGCCGGGAACAAGCGCAGAGGCGCCCCACUCGCGGGCAUGACACGUCCAGGUGGUGCCCUGGCCCAGCGCGUCCUUCACCUAAGGUCACGUCUUAGCUGUGUGCUGACUACAAAAUGCAGGAGCCUCUCAGCCCGUUGUGGGUGGGAUGAGGAUGGUGACAGUGGCCACCCUCGCAGGUGGCUGCAGAGUUGAGGGCGACCUCAGAGUGUGCAGCUCUGCUAUCUCCUGGGGUGACGAUGUGAGGCUUGGCCACCCUAUACUCGGCAAGCACCAGGGAGAGAGAGGUGACAGGCCUCUCACACCCUCCUCUGUCCACACGGGAAACACGGUGUCAACUCCACUGGGGGACACAGUGGGCUUCCAGGCCCCCUGCUAACUGCCAAGAAGUGAGAAGCGAUAGUCAAACCAACUUUGGAGGCUGCGUCAGAGAUUACCUGCUUCACCAGUAGCUUUGUCCCAGCUCACAAGACUCCUCUUCCAGUGUUCACUGCCGCCGGUAAGGAUACUUGCAGGCCGCUGAAGUACAGUGGGCAGGGCCGGGGCAGCCUCGGGCCUGUGGUCACUAUGCCCCUGCAGGACUUCACUGUGGUGUAAUGCACUGCACAGCCACUUCCUGGCCCACUGGUGACACAGUAGCACCCACGCCUUCCCUGUGCAGAGCUGGUGAACCCUUGUGUCCCCUCCCCAAGCACCGGCAGGACCUCCAAGUAGGUCACUUAGGCUGCCAGGUGGAGUGAUCACUAUUUAUUCUUUUCCAUUUGUACAUUCAAAUAUUAAUGAAAUAAAUUUUCUAGAAAGCUGUAA
This is a messenger RNA of Chinchilla lanigera (long-tailed chinchilla), 2166 nucleotides long. It is a transcript of the gene Pofut2, whose product is annotated as protein O-fucosyltransferase 2. Gene Ontology annotation, biological process: protein O-linked glycosylation via fucose. The record is from RefSeq and is a predicted model, not a curated record. The transcript is spliced from 9 exons. NCBI's taxonomy places the organism in Eukaryota, Metazoa, Chordata, Mammalia, Rodentia, Chinchillidae. Gene Ontology annotation, molecular function: peptide-O-fucosyltransferase activity. The coding region runs from base 52 to 1341 and encodes 429 amino acids.